Molecule: messenger RNA, 2260 nt
Organism: Cyclopterus lumpus (lumpfish)
Lineage: Eukaryota; Metazoa; Chordata; Actinopteri; Perciformes; Cyclopteridae
Product: kelch repeat and BTB domain-containing protein 13
Exons: 1
Coding region: 57-1574 (505 amino acids)
Molecular function (GO): protein binding
Source: RefSeq, a predicted model, not a curated record
CAUUGUCACUUGAGAGCCUGUUUUAAGAAGAGAGCCGACCCGGGUUUCAAGAGAUCAUGGAAGUGCCCGAAGGCCUCGUCGUCAACCAGGAUAUUAAUGCAGAGAAUGCGAGCCUUGAUCUGGAGGACGGAGAGCACCAGGCGGGCUGGGUGAGAGUGAGGGUGGAGGAGAGCUGGUUCACUGUGCAGCGGGCUUUGCUGGCAAGGUACAGCAACUACUUCUGUGCCCUCUUUCACUCUGGGAUGACAGAAAGCCACCAGGACGAACUCUACCUGAAGGGAGGAGUGCGAGCGCGGGGUUUCCUCAUCGCCCUCGCUGUCUGCAGGGGGGAGGCCCCGUCCAUCAGCGACCCGGAUGAGCUUGUAGAAGCUGUGGAGUGUGCUGCAUUCCUGCAGGUUGCGUGUUUGGUGCGGCAUCUUUGUGACAUCAUCGACUCGGACAACUGCCUCUUGCUAUACCACGCAGCCUCCAUCUUUGGGGUGCAUGCACUCUUUCACAAUGCUGCCCUUUUCCUUUGUGAUGCUUUUGAUGAUUUGAAGGAAGCAGCUGAGAGUACGAUUCCUGAAGACCUUCUUCAAUAUUCUCAAUCGUUGUCUCCUGCUACUUACAUUGCUAUAGGCACACACUCUCCUUCAAUGGAACUGCUACAGGACUCCUUUCGGGUCAUUUGCUACCUUGAUGACAAAGAGGGAGACUGGAAGCAUCUGACACACCUCCCAACUCUGUGUAGCACCUCCAUGGCUGGAGUUGCAGUGCUUGACAAUCGAUUGUACAUUGUAGGGGGAGUUUAUGGUUACGGUAAGGACACAGUGGACAGCAGCUUUUGCUACAACCCUGACUCAGGCGUUUGGACUACUCUUCCAGGUCCUCAGCAACUACGACAUGACUUCACCCUGCUGGGACACGAGGGCCGACUCUACGCCAUUGGGGGCGAAUUCCAAAAACGGACAAUUUCCACAGCAGAGAGUUACAACAUUGAGAAAGGAGAGUGGACAUGUAUACAACGUGCGCCAAGACCUGUAGCAUCUGCUGCGUGCGCCGUUGCAAGACGGCGGAUGUUUGUUUGCUUCUGGAAACCCCCAGACACCACAGAUAUCUAUGAAUACAUACCAGUAAAAGAUGAGUGGAAACUUGCGACCACCAUGAUCAAAACUCAAAGCUAUGGUCACUGUAUGGUCGCCCACAGAGACAAUUUAUAUGUCAUGCGCAACGGGCCUUCGGACGACUUCCUGCGCUGUCUAAUGGACUGCUACAACAUCACGACAGGCCAGUGGACAGCCAUGCCGGGAGACUACAUUAACAGCAAGGGGGCGCUGUUCUCUGCAAUGGUAAAGGGGGACUCCGUGUUCACAGUCAAACACAUGCUAACUCUUGAAUACACCAUCACUGGGGAUAGAUGGAAGCCCCGCAGGCAGAUGAAGGGGUUUCCAAAGAGUGGAUCGCUGUGGACGUGUUUACUCAGGCUUCCCAAGACAGGACCAGUUAUACCACAGCUGGUUGCAGAAGGGAAGGAGGAAGAAACGCCUUUGCCAGACAAAUCUGAGGGAUUAUUGGAAGCUCUAAUGGAAAUGUGAUAUUACUGCUAAAAAACAAUGUUUUGUGUUUUGAGGAAGGAGAAUGGAAUUACAUACAACACCCACAAGACCAUGUUUGUUUGCUUCUGGAGCAGAUGCCACAGAUAUCUGUGAAUACAUCGCAGUGAAAGACGGUUACGGUUUCUAAGCUAGAAUACAAGUCUAUGAAUAACAACAAAUAACACUGAUACUAAACGAUUCUGAUUGCAUAGUGACUCAAAUGUUCUUCGUUUCAAUGCAUUCACUUUCACAUGCGCUUACAGACACGCGCACACGUGCUGACCCUAUGCAUUUGUUCUGAUUAGCAACAGCUGCUACUUAUAUUAGGGGAGGCCACAGUGCGUGUGUGUGUGUGUGUGUGUGUGUGUGUGGGUGUGUGUGCAAAGUUCAAAGGCUCUGACGGGAUGUCCUAAACCUCUCAUUCUCUAUGUUUUUCCUGAAGUCACACUGGGCCAAUUCAGGAGCCACCGGCCUCCCAGUCGACAUAAAAAACACAGCACAGCUCUCUCACACACUCUUGGAUACUAACUUCCUCAGGUUUGCUGGCCCAUGACUGAUUAAAUACCUGUUUCUGUGGGAGAAUACAUUUCACAUAGCCUUGAGCUUGUGACUCUGAGGGUUGUGGGAAAUGUUUUUGGCUUGUUUGACCACAGACUGCAUUUGUUUGAGUAUAUUAAAAAACAAUG